Molecule: messenger RNA, 1552 nt
Organism: Camelina sativa (false flax)
Lineage: Eukaryota; Viridiplantae; Streptophyta; Magnoliopsida; Brassicales; Brassicaceae
Source: RefSeq, a predicted model, not a curated record
UGUUGUGGGUGAGUGAUGAUGAGUUUGUUUCACUUAGCUUCAAAGCAAAGGCUUACAUGAAAAAAAUCAUAAUUUCAAACAUAAAAUACAAAAAAGGCGUCAUUGAUGUUUCUGGUAGUAAUCAUAUAUUUCUUAAGUUUCACUACUCAUAUAAAGAAGUCCUAAAAAUAAACAUAGAUGAUCAAACAAUGGCGACUUCGAUUCUAACAUUCUUGCUUCUUCUAGCAACAAAGCUUCCUGAAACACUCGCCGGUCACUGCACCACCACGACGGCGACAAAAACUUUCGAGAAAUGUAUCUCUCUUCCGACGCAACAAGCUUCAAUAGCGUGGACGUACCAUCCACACAACGCUACUCUCGACCUUUGUUUCUUUGGAACUUUCAUCUCACCUUCCGGGUGGGUUGGGUGGGGGAUUAAUCCGGAUUCUCCGGCUCAGAUGACAGGCUCUCGGGUCCUCAUCGCCUUCCCCGAUCCGAACUCCGGCCAGCUUAUUCUCCUUCCUUACCUUAUUCUCCUUCCUUACGUUCUUGACUCCUCCGUCAAGCUCCAGAAGUCUCCUCUGCUUUCUAGUCCGCUUGAUCACCUCCGUCUCUCUUCCUCCUCUGCUUCCCUCUACGGUGGUAAAAUGGCCACCAUCAGAAAUGGCGCUUCCGUUCAGAUUUAUGCCUCUGUUAAGCUCUCUUCGAACAGUACCAAGAUCCACCAUGUUUGGAACAGAGGUCUUUAUGUCCAAGGUUACUCUCCUACUAUUCAUCCCACUACUUCCAUCGAUCUCUCCUCCUUCUCAACCUUUGAUGUCACUUCAGGAUUUGCAACGGUUAGUCGAAACAGUGGUUCAAGAGCUUUGAAAGUGACUCACGGAGUACUCAACGCGGUGGCAUGGGGCUUUCUCCUCCCAGCUGGAGCAGUAACAGCUCGAUAUCUCCGCCAAAUGCAAUCGAUCGGACCAACUUGGUUCUACAUUCACACAGCCAUACAGCUAAGUGGUUUCCUCCUUGGAACCAUUGGCUUCUCCAUUGGAAUUGUGCUCGGACGGAACUCUCCAGGAGUGACAUACGGGUUACAUCGGAGCCUCGGGAUAGCUACGUUCACUGCAGCGGCGCUGCAAACACUGGCUUUAUUGUUCAGACCAAAGACGACCAACAAGUUCCGGAGAUACUGGAAGUCUUACCAUCAUUUUGUUGGGUAUGCAUGUGUGGUGAUGGGUGUGGUGAAUGUGUUCCAAGGGUUCGAGGUGUUGAGGGAAGGUCGAUCAUACGCGAAGCUUGGUUAUUGUCUGUGUCUGUCGACGCUGGUUGGUGUCUGCGUGGCCAUGGAAGUGAACUCGUGGGUUGUGUUUUGUCGCAAGGCUAAAGAGGAGAAGAUGAAGAGAGAUGGUUUGACUGACGAUAGAUGCAGCAGUGGGAUUCAUAGUUAGGUCUUGGAUUAAAAAAAUCUCAUGUACAAUGUACAUUUUUGAGGUGUUCCAUCACUGUUCAUAUAAGAUCUAGAUCUUGAUUUUGUUAUAUUUCAAUAUGCUAAAUGAUCAGAUAUGAGGAAUUUUUCAGAUAA